Myiozetetes cayanensis is the source of this 5409-nucleotide messenger RNA. It is a transcript of the gene FKBP4, whose product is annotated as FKBP prolyl isomerase 4. Gene Ontology annotation, molecular function: peptidyl-prolyl cis-trans isomerase activity; protein binding. The record is from RefSeq and is a predicted model, not a curated record. Lineage: Eukaryota; Metazoa; Chordata; Aves; Passeriformes; Tyrannidae.
GGGGCCGGCGCUGCGGCGAGAGCAGCAGGGAAGGAGGCGUGCGGCGCCCGCCCCCGCCCGCGGUGCCCGGAGCCGAAGGUGCAACGAGGCGCUCCCCCAGCCCUAUUCCCGGUGUCCCAGUCCAGCACCGAUCCCGCGAGGCGGCCCUUCCCUGCGCAGCGGUGGCAGCGGCGGGCGGGAUGACGGCGGAGGAGAUGAAAGCAGACGGGGCUCCCUUGGAAGGGACAGACAUCACCCCCAAGCAGGAUGAGGGCGUCCUCAAGGUUGUCAAGAGAGAAGGCAGCGGGACAGAGUCUCCAAUGAUAGGUGAUAAAGUGACUGUCCAUUACACAGGAUGGCUUCUUGAUGGCACAAAAUUUGACUCCAGUCUGGACAGAAGAGAUAAAUUUUCAUUUGACUUGGGAAAAGGUGAGGUGAUCAAAGCAUGGGACAUUGCUGUGGCGACCAUGAAGAUUGGUGAAAUCUGUCGGAUUACAUGUAAACCAGAAUAUGCCUAUGGCUCAGCUGGGAGCCCCCCAAAGAUACCUCCCAAUGCUACACUGAUUUUUGAGAUAGAACUUUUUGAGUAAGGGGAGGACCUCACUGAUGAAGAAGAUGGUGGCAUCAUCCGGAGAAUCCGUAAAAAAGGGGAGGGCUACUCCAAGCCCAAUGAGGAUGCACUUGUAGAAAUCCAGUUUGAAGGCCGAUAUGGAGAUCGUGUUUUUGACAAGCGGGAAUUGCGGUUUGAGAUCGGGGAAGGUGAAAACUUUGAUCUUCCUCAUGGUCUGGAGAAAGCAAUUCAAAAAAUGGAGAAAUCGGAGGAAUCUGUGUUCUAUCUCAAACCCAGCUAUGGUUUUGGAAGCACUGGGAAUGAGAAGUUUCAGAUCCCUCCAGAUGCAGAGCUGCAGUAUGAAGUGAAACUCAAAAGCUUUGAAAAGGCUAAGGAGUCUUGGGAAAUGAACACGGAUGAGAAGCUGGAACAAAGCUCCAUUGUGAAGGAGAGAGGCACUCAAUACUUCAAGGAGGGAAAAUACAAACGGGCAGCGUUACAGUAUAAGAAGAUUGUGUCGUGGCUGGAGCAUGAAUCAGGACUCUCCGAUGAGGAGGAAUCAAAAGCCAAAAGCUUGAGGCUGGCUGCCCAUCUUAAUCUAGCUAUGUGCCAUCUCAAGCUAAAGGAAUACUCACAGGCUUUGGAAAACUGCAACAAGGCACUCGAAUUGGAUAGCAACAAUGAAAAAGGCCUCUUCCGGCGUGGAGAAGCGCAUUUGGCUGUCAAUGACUUUGAGCUGGCCCGAGGAGAUUUCCAGAAAGUCAUACAACUUUAUCCAAGUAACAAAGCUGCCAAAGUGCAGCUGGUAACUUGUCAGCAGAAAAUACGGGAGCAGCAUGAGAAGGAGAAAAAGAUGUACGCCAACAUGUUCCAAAGGCUUGCAGACAAAGACUUAAAGUCAGCUGCUACUCUUCAGACCAGCCACACUGAAGAUGCAGAAAUGAAAGAUGAGCAGAAUGGAGUUGAAGAUAAACCAGAAGUUGAAGCAGAAGCAUAAAAACAAACCCUAUUCCAUUAGUUUUGUAAAUGAAAGAAUUUCCAGUGAAUUAGACCUUUAUUUUUCUACCUGUUUGGAUAGUGGCUUCAAGGGAGCAGAGGCUGAAGCCAUCAUGCCACAGUCAGUUACAGCUUUAUGUGGCUGUUCAAGAAGCUGUGUGGCAGCAUAAAUCCGGUUUAAUCCUAAUGACUUUAUUUAUUCAUUCAGCCUCUGUUACUGUUUGGGUUCUGUCUGGAUUUACUCUGCUUGGUUUAUUUGCAUUUUCAUAGAAUCAUAGAAUGGCUUGAGUUGGAAGGGACCUCAAAGAUCAUCUAGUUCCAAGCCCCCUGCCAUGGGGCAGGGACACCUUCCACUAGACCAGGUUGCUCAGAGCUCCAUCCAACCUGGCCUUGAACAUUUCCAGGGAUGAGUCAUCCACAACUUCUCUGGGCAACCUGUUCCAGUGCCUCACUGCCCUCACAGUAAAGAAUUUCUUCCUAAUAUCUACUCUAAACCUACCCUCUUUCAGUUUAAAGCCAUUCUCCCUUGUGUUGUCACUACUUGCCCUUGUAAAUAGUCUCUCCAUGUUUCUUGUAGGCUCCCUUCAGGUACUGGAAGGCCACAAUUUGGUCACACUGAAGCCUUCUCUUUUCCAAGCUGAACAAUCCCAAUUCUCUCAGCCUUUUCUUGUAAGGAGAGGUGCUCCAUCCCUCUAAUUGGUGGCCUCCUCUGAAUUCAUUCCAACAGGUUGAUGUCCUUCCUUUGCUGAGGACUCCAGAGGUAGAUGCAGUGCUCCAGAUGGGGUCUUACCAGAGCAGAGCAGAGGGGCAGAAUCACCUCCCUCAACCUGCUGGCCAUGCUACUUUUGAUGCAGCCCAGGGUACAAUUGGCUUUCUGGGCUGCCAGUGCACAUUGCCAGGUCAUAUCCAGCUUCCCAUCCUCCAGCACUCCCGAGUCCUUCUCAGCAGGGCUGCUCUUGAUCUGUUUAUGCCCAGCCUAUAUUGAUAUCAGAGCUUGCCUCAACCCAUGUGCAGCAACUCGUACUUGGCCUUGUUAAACCUUGUGAGAUUCCCGUGGGCCCACUUCCCGAGCUUGUCCAGGUCCUUCUGGAUAGUAUCCCAUCUUUCAGGUGUGUCAAGUGCAUCAUUCAGCUUAGUGUCAUCUAUGAAUUUGCUGAGGGUGCACUCAAACCCUUCAUUUGUGUCAUUUGUGAAGUUACUAAAUAACACUGGUCCUGGUAUGGACCCCUGAGGGACACAAGUUGUCACUGAUGUCCAUCGGGACUCUGACCCAUUGUCCACUACCCUCUGGAUGUGACCAUCCAACCAAUUUCUUAUCCAUCUAACAGUCCCACCCAUUGAAUGCAUCUCUCCAAUUUAGAGAGAAGGAUGAUGUGGGGGACUGUGUCAAAGGCUUUACAGAAAUCCAGAUGAGUGACAUCUGUGGCCCUUCCUUUGUCCACUGAUGUAGUCACUCCAUCACAGAAGGCCACUAGGUUUAUCAGGCAGGACUGGUCCUUGGUGAAGCUGUGCUGGCUGUCUUGAAUCACCCCCCUGUUUUCCAUGUGCCUUAGCAUAGCAUCUAGGAGGAUCUGUUCCAUGAUCUUCCCAGGCACAGAGCUGAGGCUGACAGGUCGGUAGUUCCCAUUUUGUCAUUGAUGUUUGUUUCUUUCUGGUUCCAGCUUACUUGAAUCCCAGGUUCUGCUUUCUACAUUUAUUUCCUUGAUUUCUUUCAAGUAAUCAGCUUUUUCCAGGAGUCCUCACAUGAGACUUCAGAACAAAUUGGCACUCCCAGUUCUGCCCUAGGGUUGCCCUCUUUCCCCAUGUUCAGUAGGGAGUCCCUUCCAUUAAAUAUUGUAACUUUUCUUGUAUGCCUCCUCUUUGCAAAUUGCUGAAGGUGAAGACUGAAGUCACAGCUUAAGUAAUAAAGCUCCAAUUAAACUCAAGAAAACUGAACUUUUUGUGGGUUUUUACUGGAAUUUGCACAGAAUUGAGAGAAUUUACUGCCCUUUGCUCAUUCAGUGUUUUCUCAUCCACAUAGCCACAGUGUCUUGAUUAUUUUUCUAUGUUGUUUGUUCAUUACCAUAGAAAAUUCCUACAAUAUUUGAUGAAAUAUUUACCCAUAUAUUUGCAAGAGGAAAAAAUAUGUUGCUGAAAACUGUUCAAAAAGCAAGUCUGUAACCUAUGCAUAGAGCUUAUUAUCUGUUCAUAUUGCUACCUUCCUCUUUGCCCCCCACGUUGUAAAACUGGACCAGAGGAAAAACCCUACAAUAUUUAUACCUGAAAGUGACUGGCUGUGAAGAGAAAGUUAAGUGAUAAUGGUUUACGUAUUACAAAUACUUCUAAAUCCUAAUGAACUAUAAACUCCUGAGUGAUUUUACUAUCUGCUUAUCCCCAUCUCACAAGAAAGCAAUUACUUGGUAUUCUUCUUCUUUCUGCAGUUUGUGUGUCUUGUUUGGGGGUGGGUGUGCUUUUGGGUUUUGUGGGGGCUUUUUGCUGGGGUGGGUUUUUUGUUUGUCUGCAGGCAUGGAACAUAGUACUCAAACUCAGCUGUUCUGUUUAUCCUGUCGUGUAGUGUUAAACUCAGCAUCUCCAGUGUCCUGUUUUAAGACCAUUUUAGCUGCAGGGGCACUUCUUGCCUCCUCGGCAGAAGGAAGGUAGAUAAUCCGUUCUUCUCAGAUAAAAAAAAAUGGUUGUGUUUUGUUUUGUUUUGGUUUUUUUUUUAAUGGUGAGAAAGAUUUGCAUGGCAUGCAAUGGGCUGGAAUUGUGUAUAUAUUGCAGAGAGUAUCUCUGUUUUAACAUGAAUUAUGUUGGAAAUCUUAAUUUGAAUUCCCAGUCUCCUUUCCUGAGACAGAAAUACUGUAUAAGUGCUUACUUAUGGGGUUCUUUGGGGCUGGGAUAUUGAGCUCAGAAACGGCAGCUGUAAAACUGCACUGUCACAAAAAUGGCAAGAGCUGCUUGACACAUUGUACUGGGUCCAAGAUGAUAAAUUCACCACCUGCUGCUCGGCUGUCUGGCUUAGGGAGCUUUGAGCUGCCCUGCUCUGCACAGUAUAGCAGUGCCCUAAGCUUCAGUGGUGUGGGGGUGGGAUAGGAGAAGAGGCAGGAUAGAGUGUUUGGUAGAUCAUGUUUAAGGAAAUGCUGAUUUGAUUUGCCUAAUAAAAUCUUAGUGCUGCCAGGUAAUACAGGUGUUUUUCAUGAGUUCUAACUUGAUAGCAACAUGUGUAUGUGGAAAAACUUGUACCAAAGCAUUAUUGCCUCUUGUGGGAAACAACACAGUGUGGGUGUCGACUGGAGUUACAACAAGGGCUUAAUAGACAUGGAAAAGUGUGAAAGGGGGCAGGAAUGCUAAGCAAGAGUACUUUCUCUCCAGCAAGUAAAUACCUUGAUUUGUUGGUAAUUAUUACUGGAAAUAACAGCCUCUGACGGAAACUGUUGCUGCUGUUAAAAUAACCAUAGCACCAAGUCCUAAUGAUAAGCUGUUGAACAGCAGUUUUCUAAAGUCUCCCACAGGCACGACAGUUCUACUACAUGUUUGUGAAAGCAAAAAAGUGAGAUGAUUUCUGUAGCACAUCUAAAAAAUUCUAGAGUCAAUGGUGGAUAUGUUAAGUGUGAGCCGUCUUAAAAGUACUGCUUUGCCCUCAUUGUUACUACAUAACGAACUAUGAAAUGUUUAAGAAUGUAACCUACUAAGGACACUAAACAUGCUUUACUCAGGCAGCUGAAAGGAUGUUCCGUGCUGUCGUUAGAAAUGGGUCUAGUUGCCAGCAGAAGGCGGCAUACUAGUGUUUUAUCAGUGAGGUCAUGCAUGUAAACUUCAAAUAUAAACUAUUCGUUAUGUAUGUCCUUAUAGAGAAAAAAAAAUGCUUAAAAUAAAGAAUUACGAUACUGACUUUGUAAACCACA